Molecule: messenger RNA, 333 nt
Organism: Staurois parvus
Lineage: Eukaryota; Metazoa; Chordata; Amphibia; Anura; Ranidae
Source: the annotation of a GenBank genome assembly
GCUGUGUCCAGACAGCUGACAGCCUGUGAGGAGAGGAGAGCCGGUAAUCUGCAUUCCUCGGAGGGGACAUCAGCGCCACCUGUCAGUGUCCAUCAGUGCCAUCUCUCAGUGCUCAUCCAUGCCACCUGCCAGUGCCCAAUCAGUGCCACAUUUCAGUGUCCAUCAGUGCCACAUAUCAGUGCCCAUCUGAGCGGCCUUUCAGUGUCACCCAUCAGUGCCAGUCAGUGCCACCUAUCAGUGCCCGUCAAUGCUGCUUAUCAGUUUCAGCUUAACAGUGCCAGUCAGUGCCACCUAACAGUGCCAGUCAGUGCUGCCUAUCAGUGCCACCUAUCA